Molecule: messenger RNA, 4635 nt
Organism: Porites lobata
Lineage: Eukaryota; Metazoa; Cnidaria; Anthozoa; Scleractinia; Poritidae
Source: the annotation of a GenBank genome assembly
GGGCUAUUCGACGACGAAGGAAAUUAAAACCCGUCUCCGUCUCUUCCUGAAGGGAAGGCCGGUUAAAAAGCUAUUUAAACGAAGGCUCGUUUUAUAGAAGUUAGUGCGGGUACAAUUGUAAGCGUAAACACUUUUCUUGUAAUCGAAGAAAGAGCAUUAUUCAUCAAGAGCCUUAGUUAACAAGAUGAGGAACACCUUUUCUUUAGCUCUAAUCUGCGUCGCUGUCUUAAUUCCACUGUUUCAAGAAGGUAAAUAGCAUUUUUCUGUAUCUUUUACCCUCUCUAUUCAUGUUAAAGUAUUCUGAUAAGUUCUUAUUUUCUAGUACAGUUUAUCUUAUUUUUUACGAUUUUACGUCAUGGCUCGUUUCGGUUUCCUAAAAACUGAAAUUGAUUCCUGUAAUUCAGUAUCAAUGAUUAAUGUCUUACUAUUUUGCAUUUUUCGGCAUUUUUCAUUUGACGACUGUGAACUGUACUGCGGCUUCAUUCCCGGGGGGAUACUCAACAAAUUUUUAUACGGGGAGGCUCCUCCCCGAGGUCCAAUCCCUUACCAUUUUAUUUACCCCUUUCGUAUACCUUCUCAUGAGAAAUGGUACCCCUUUCAAAUACCUCGUUUAGAACUUUGCAUCCCUUUUAACAGCUACGAAAUGCAUUGUCAUUUAAAUAGGAAUCAAUCACAAAAAUAGAACGUUAGCCCUUUGAGCCCUUUCACAGACCCUAAUAACAGAUUUUCCUACCCUUUAAUAUACUUCAACGAGUAAAAUCCCUACCCUUUCAUAUACCUGAAGCCAUACAAAGGUACCCCUUUCGGCUGGAGCCUCCCCGUAUAGGCCAUUACAGGGACUACCCCCAGCCCCAGGAACCGUUUCUUCUACGAUUUUGUUAUAUUUCUUUCAGCGCUCGCAUUCGUCCAUUAUUUUAGAUUUCUGCCUCGCAAAAAAACUGAUCCUUAGAAGAUCUGAUUAAGAAUAAAAAACCGCUUAGACGAGAUUCUUAUAUUUCUCUUGUCCCGGUCUCACUUCAGCCACUUUAGCUGAUGUCUUCCGGUCGUCUGUCGCCCACUUGCUUUUGCUGUUUGCUUGUUUUAUUUUUUUCUUUCAGAAUUAAAGGCUUGUACUCAAAUUUCAUAGACCUCUGUCCAAAAAUAUGCCUCACAAGUUGUAAAAUAUAAUUGUUUUGGCUAAUUUGCCUCUUGUGGGCAAUCCUAAUAGAAAAAUAAACAGCUGACCCAAAUUCGUUUUUCAAGUAAAGGGUUUCAGACGUUUUGGGGGCUUCGUCACGCGUUCCUUCCCCACGAUUGCGUGAAAAAACCCAGAGAACGUACAGUAAAAACUCUAACCCUAGCCCCUGAGAACAUGGUUGUUAGGAACCUUUUAGGCUAAAAUUUGCCGGUGAAGCCGGCCCGCUCCGGCUAUACAAGAACCUGUACAGCCGAAAAUUUGAAAAAGGUUCUCAUUUUCUAAAAUCUAUGAAAAAAUUAUGUACGCUUGGACAAAUUCUCAAAGUUGAUGAUAAUCCAUGUAAAGCUUUACUACAUAAUCUACAAAGGAAAAUCUCUGUUGUUCGACUGAGCAAACGCUGAGGUCACGUUCUACACUGAGACGAGCUCAUGAGUCGGGUUUGGCCUGUCAACACCUUAUUUCAAAGAUGAAUACUACUAAAUACUCGUAUCUACAAUGUAUUUUUUCUUCAGAAAAUAAGAACCUCCUUAUGAACCUAAAUGGCCUAAUUUUCUGCUAAUUUCCAUAUAUGUAGAAACCUGUUUAGGCUGAUUUAGGAAAAUUAAAAUGCAGCCAGGUUCUUACAAAACGGGUUUUUACUUUAUUCACAGUAGCCUGUGAACAGGCUCUCUGUUUUGGGAUGAGGUGAAAAAAUGGCGAGGAGAGGGAAGGAAAAGGGUGAGGCUAUUUUCACAAUUGAAUCGUAUUCUCCUAUUUACCUCUACAGAAAACCGAGAAGUAGGUACAACAGGGAAGUGUUCAUAGGUGUGGCGUUAAUGCGAUUUCUCAUUAUUACUUUGCUACUUCUAUGAAACUUUAGAAACUCAAAAAUCGAGCGGCACGGAUUCCGUUAAAGGGCAAUCUGUGACACCAAUUCCGACUCUCUUAUCGAUAAUCUUGGCUGGAGAAAACUUGACACGCAAAGAUCCGCAAAGACAAAUAAAAAAAGCUACAACCGAAUAUAAAUCACCCAAUGGGUUAGCUCCUUAUUAUCUUUGCUCUAAAUUUACUUAUCGUGGCAGUGUCACCAAUUACUCUUUGAGAGAGACCAACGGCAAACUGGCUAUUCCUGAUUGUCAUUCAUUCAUUCAUUAAUUCGUUCAUUCAUUCAUUCAUUCCUUUAAGUGUUUUUAUUUAACGCGAAAGAAAAUAAGGAAAAAUUGGUUGGUUACCAUUUAUAAAAAAAAUUCCGGAAAUUUUGGUUUUGGCAUUUUCGGUCGGUAAGAACGGUACGUGUCGUUUAUCAUUUGCCUAAAAUUUCCGGAUUGUCGCGCCGCGCUAGACUAGAUUUUAGUUACAACAUGAAACUAGUACGAAACUCAAGAAACUUGUAAAUGGUAACGAAUUUCCAUUCGGAACGUCCCAAUCGGGAAAACGGGACUACCUUUUCAGAAUUUCCGUUUGUCCCGGGAAUUUUCCAGUGGGACGAACCAAAAAAGCGUUUACCAUUUACAUCCCAACCGGAAUUUCUGGGAAUUUGUGAUAAACGGUAAACAACCAAUAUGUCUGCCCAGCCGCCUGUACAAGGCAUGGUAGCCAUUCCCCUUAAAAAGUCGAGUUAAUUUUGAGGAGAAGGGAGGGAGCCGCCGAACACAGGUUGUCCCGACUGUUGGCGAAUCUCUGAAUGAAAGUAGGCCUGUUUCAAACGUCAUGCCAUUGCCGGCUGUUCUUAGCUGGUUCGAAUUCAGCGCGACUCCAGCACUACUGUAACGUAAUACUUGGUUUCAGAAGUAACAUUUAAGGACUCAGUCGAAUGAAAAAUCUGUUGCGGAAAACAAAACUUGAAUAUAAAAAGUGGUUAGUGAACUUUUAAACUGUAUUUUAUUGUAUUUAUAAUUUAUGUAAUGAGUUCAGCACGGCAGCAGCGCGGGGUUUAAAACUAAGCCUUGCUGGCUGCUGUGUGUAGCACCGCAAAACGGAUUUAACCGCAUUAGACUUUGGUUUAUCAUUAUCAACCUAGUAAGCGCUUUACGGGAAAGAGGAAUGGAAUACCUCUUACAAUGGAAGGAGGGAAGGGGGGACGGGCACUCCAGUAACCCACCACUCUAGCUGAUUACGCAUUAAUUCUUUCAGGCUUUUCUUUGAGAUGCCACGUGUGCUAUUCGACAAAAUCCUGGGAUGACUGCGUGAAGAAUAGCAGGAAUAUCACCUGCCAUAUUGAAGGGGUUGACGAUUCCAGCUUGGCUUGUCAAACAGCGCACGCUUCUAGACUGGGAAAGAACAACCAACAAUUUGACAUCUUUUACAAGAGCUGCGUAAUUCUGGUAAGAAUCUGAAUGCAUACAACCAGUUUUUAACUGUAUGACAACAUGCAUCUCACUCCUCAGUCUUAGAGAGGAUCCUCUUUUCUUGAAACUAAUUGACAAACAGUGCUUUAAGCCCAAGGGCUUUACCUUUUCUUCCUGCUUUGCGGUAUUUUUAUUCAAAAAUUAUUUUUUUCCCGACGUUUGAUAGAUCGCAGAUCAUUACGUCAUCUGCCUAUAACUCAUUUUCGUCGCAGAUAACUUUGCAGACUUUGGUCUGCUCAUGCACAGCAAAGGAAAGACGUUUUUGUCCUCAGAGCCACUCACCUUUUUGUAAGGAUAGAGAUACGCGAGCAAAAGAAGCGGGGAGUCUGAUGACGAGAGUAGUUUGAGGUUUUGCUACGGGUUCAUUAUCCUCCCACUCAGAUGGUUCGUAGGUUUUUAUCACACGCGCGUUCCCCCUCCACGCGGGUGAGGACCUCGCUGCAUGGGAGGGCAAUAGACCAUCAAUCAAGGUCUUUUCCAGGCACGCCCGCCUAGGUCAUGUACAGUGAACUAAAAAAAGGUGUUCACGGCUAUCCGAAGGCAGAACAAAAACUGAAGCUAAAUUUCUGAUUAAAACUGAACGGAAGAAAUGCAAGAAUGCGUAAAACGUUUGCUUGAUGGAUGUUAUCUACUUUUUGUGGAAAAUCUUCAAGAAAAAAAAAACAUCUCUUUAUGUCCUGAAACCGUGCCGAGAAUGGUGGGCUAAAGUUUAGGCCGAGAAAGUCAGUGCAAGGAGGUAAGUUUGUAAAGAAUUCAGUUAGGAAUAUUUUGAAUGAAUAAAAAAACAAUUAGACAUAUUAAAUUCUGCAAGCAGAAUACUGCAAUACUGAUCGUCACGGUACUACGUGAAAAUGAACUCUUAUUGAAUUGGGCUUCCACGGUGUGAUGUGAAGAAUUAUGCAGAUGUACAUAAGGCUGAAGGCCGAGGUGAAUAACAUCCUCCUCAAUCUGCAUAAUUCUUCACAUCCCACGCAGCCUCUCUCAAUAAAUGCUAAAUAUAUAUCAUGUUUUUUUUUUCAGGAAAUGUGUAGUAAAGAGAAGUGCCGCAAAGAGUUUAUAAAACCGAAGGAUCUAAAUACAACAAAAGCCUCCUACUGUGAUCUGGAAUGCUGCUUUAGAGACGAUUGCAAC